UUGCAGAACAAGUACAUACUCGACAUUUGAAUGGUAUAUACGUAGUUUUCAAUGCGCUUAUCAAUCCCAACUGAUGUACAUAUAUAAAAGUUUCCUUCAAUGGCAUUAACUUUCUAUAACAUUAGGUAUUUAUUGACUUUUUUGUACAACGACUGAAAAGGGAAAGGUCUGGCAUUGUGCUUGAAGAGGACAAUAAAUCAAUAUCGCGUUAAGGAAUUGCAUGAUCAAUAACCCAACACAUGUUGUUUCAUGCUGGAUCUGGUAUCCAGUUCAACUUGGACAUUUAACUUGUAUGCAUAAUGUAAUGGAACAACAGCAUCACGUCCAAUCAUUUAUAUAAGCUUGUGUAUUGUAAUAUCGAGUCAAUUCAAUUACAGCUCAAGGUCGCCGUCACUACUUCACCUAGAACAAGUUCUCACUUAAAACAAUCAAAAGAACUCAACAUUGACAUUAGAUCUCCAACUACUUGUCAACCACGGUCUGGAUUUUGUUUCUCUUAGAUAUUCUGAAAAUGUGAGCAUUUACGAUUUCAAACUUUGCAGCAUUAUCAGGCGUUCAAAUUAAUAGCAUUCAUCAUGGGCACUCGUCACGAAUGGAGAGACUGCAAGGCUUGGGCCGACCAAGGGCUCCCGCUCGGAACCGUUUCCAACGAGGCUGCCAAGCUGUAUGACGCAUGUAUUACGCAGCUGGUGGGAUGGUUUGAUGACCCCAUCGUGGGCGGAAUUGUCACGUCCAUGGAAAAAAUGGUCAGCGCAGACCCCGAGUUUGUUUUGGGACGAGUCUUCAAUUUCGGUCUGAGGCUGAUGGGGACCUUGGAGUCAAUUUCCUCAAGCCAAUCCAUGCGAACCGAGUACGAGGCCUUGGAGGCGCUGAUGGACUCGAGGAAAGGCAGCCUGUCCAGCCGAGAGUUACUGCACAUCGAAGCGGUCCUUUUGUGGGCACGAGGAAAGGUCUCACUCGCGGUCAGAUUGUGGGAAGAGAUUCUCUUGGACUUCCCCACUGAUAUUCACGCCUUGAAGUUGGCAAACAUUUCGUACCUGUAUCUCGGCCAGCCCGAUCAACUUCGAGACGCUAAUGCUAGAGUUUUGCCCGCUUGGGAAGCACAGCGCCCUCCACUCACGAGUUUUGUUUACGGUCUUUAUUCCUACGGUCUGGAAGAAACGAACGAGUACCGAAAAGCUGAGUUGUAUGCUAGGAAAGCGCUGGCCGAGCGACCGAGCGACGGCUGGGCCACCCACACCAUAGCCCACGUUUUUGACAUGGAGGGCAGGAUUACGGAAGGUCUCCAGUUCAUGAACUCGACGGUACAGGAAUGGGAGAAGAGCAACCACGUGGCUUGUCACAACCACUGGCAUGUGGCACUCUACCACGUGGAAAAUGAGGACUAUGACAGUGCAGGUCUCGUUUUAGAAGAGAAAGUACUGCCGAUGGCCAAGGCGAAUGGAACCAUGUUGGACAUUUUGGACACGACCUCGCUCAUUUAUCGACUGAACAUUCUUAAUCCAUCCAGCGUCAAGUCGUUCCAUUGGGAAGAGGCAUUUGGGCUGAGCAAAUCGCACUCUAAGAGCCACGUUUCCACCUUCAACGAUGUCCACUUCAUGAUGGCAUUCGCCGGAAGUAAGAGUUCAUCUGGCGUGGUGGAGGAAAUGCUGGAAUCAGUGCCCAUAUCGGGCGGAGAGUUGGUGGACCACGCCACGCUUACCAAACCCCUUCUUCAAGCUAUCGUAGAUUUCAGGGAUGAAAAAUACGCGGAUGUUGUGGGAGUUUUGGAACCUCUGAGAUAUCGACUGAUCCAAAUUGGUGGGAGUCAUGCUCAAAGGGAUGUGUUUAACCUUAUGCUCAUUGUGGCAGCUUUAAAGUCCAAUUCCUCAAAACACAAAGGUUUAGCCAGAGCGUUGAUUCAUGAGAGAGAAGCUACAAAGGCAACUCCAUUGACUCGUAAAUUUAAGAACAUGGUAAUAUGACCCACACCAAUCUUAGCUUUUUAUACUUUUGACUAUGUACAUAGACUUAACUUCCAGAUUUAUUGUUCUUUUCUGUGCCCUUUACUUCUAUUUACUUAUUUAUUGCUCAUUUUGACAGCUUUGACGAAUUAGCUCAAGCACUCCCCACUAUGUAUUAUCUAUCCAUGAAGUAUUACUUUUUAAAGCCUCGUAUGUUUAACUCGAUUUACCAGAAGUACAAGGAGCAAUUUCAAGCGGAAAGCAUGUUCAAUUUGAAUUAUUGUAUUAUGUGCAAUUUGUAACGAGACUAUGUAAUGCCUUUAUUUUGUGAAAAAGUGCAGAACGACACGUACAAUAUUCAAUGACAAAUGUGGCCAAAUUGAAGUACUCCAAAAGUUAAAAUAACAAGGAAUUUCGUCUUUUAUUUAUGUAGCACAGUACAUACAGCGGUAACUGUGAUAGAAUUAUGCUACGUAAUGUAUCUAAAUAAAUUACUCAAUUGCACCAAGUACUAAACCAAAACACUGUAAAAUGUACUUAAUUAUCAUUACUUUUUAUAGGGUUGAUGUUUUAACAAAUUCGAACUAAACUACAGGAAGUCUUUGCAAAAACAUUUAAGCCAUG
Folsomia candida is the source of this 2567-nucleotide messenger RNA. RefSeq names its product tetratricopeptide repeat protein 38. The record is from RefSeq and is a predicted model, not a curated record. The transcript has 5 exons. The coding region runs from base 576 to 1964 and encodes 462 amino acids. Gene Ontology annotation, molecular function: protein binding. NCBI's taxonomy places the organism in Eukaryota, Metazoa, Arthropoda, Collembola, Entomobryomorpha, Isotomidae.